Messenger RNA from Babesia sp. Xinjiang, 1743 nucleotides. RefSeq lists its product as uncharacterized. The transcript has a single exon. The record is from RefSeq and is a predicted model, not a curated record. The coding region runs from base 1 to 1743 and encodes 580 amino acids. Lineage: Eukaryota; Apicomplexa; Aconoidasida; Piroplasmida; Babesiidae.
AUGGAAGAACCGGCCACUCGAAAAGAAUCAGGGUUAAGAAUAGAACUUCUGAAGCAGUCUCUGCACAUACAACUAUUGACACAUUUUGAUCUGUCUAUAACUUUCAUACUCUUGCUGAGGGGUGAACUUGACCUGUAUGAAAAACGGUCUGCCAACACAUUGCUAUCCAAGUUUAGCAGAAGAUGGCCAAACAUCGUCAUCACCGCAAGCGAUGAUGCUACAGCCAGCGAAGAGCUGCAGGCUGUAGCUCGAAAACUCAACUGGAAUAUAGCCAUCAAACAAAUCACAACUAGGUUAAGGCAAAAGUUGGGGAUACGUGACAGACCUAUAAACCUUAUGGAACAUAAAUUAGAUGAUAGUUGGGGAAAUGAUUACGAAUAUUGUACAAGUUGUCUAGGUAGAGAAGCUACAGGCAUGCGAUGCUUGCUCCGACGAUGCCUAUGCAAAGCCCGGCCAUCGCCGGAGACAGAUUCUGCAAUUACUGAUUCCAAUACAGAUUUAGAUAACUUGAAGGAUGCAACUGAUCGUGUGAACGAUCAAAGUAAUGGCAGUAACUCUGGAAAUGUGCUCCAAGAUGACCAUGGUAUGGAACCUGGUAUCGACAGCUGUGCACGUCUGAUAGAAACAGCUACAAGGGAAAUGCCCCCAAAUCUAUCGCAGGAUUUCAACUAUGACACAUUAUCGUGUCAAACCUGCUCCAAAGAGCCUGAUGCCACACGAGUCGUAGCGGUAAUAAGCCCAUUUGUUCUAAAAAAUGAUACCAAGUCUCCGAAAAGCUCGAGACGAUCAAUUAAAAGAUCUCUACGUGCAAUGGGUAAUGGCAAUGCCAGUGGGAUAGACCACAACGAAAAUGUAGAACUAUACGCAUCGCAUCAAUUCCCGCUACAUACAUACCUCAAGGGUGAUUUGGAUGAAGGUUCAUAUGGAUCCAUUUCGGAGUCAGAGAAUAUUGUGGGCCAUAUAUUCGACCUAGUGGGUCUCAUACUUGACACGCGGGAUACGAAUGCAAUAGAACCGCCCAAUGUGGCAUAUGUCUUGGUACGUAUACUUUCCAGCAAAGUAGCUGGCCCAUCGAAAGGGGCUGAGGAGCCUUCAUGUGCAGUUGGCACAAAUAGUGAAGAACCCAACGAAUUGGAUAGUAUGUUCGACAAUGAGGUGGCAGAGAUGCUGAUGAAGAAAUAUGAGCUCUUAGUGAACAAAAUCAACCGACUGGUACCGUUUCCGACAACAUAUUGGUUAACCGAUCCACAGCUGGUGGCACAAGUCUCGGCACUAGAGGGAGCAGGUGCCAUAAGUAAACUACAAAAGGUAAUAGAUGAUAGCAUUCAAGAGUAUGAACGAGAUGAGUUGUCGUCUGCGGGGUUGGGGGAACAACUUAUCAAGGAUAACCUAGCAUAUAUAUGCAGCCGCUUGGAACUGGUACAUCCGGCCAUAUUGACAACGCUAUAUAACAUGAUGGUCAAUUCCACAUGUUUCACACAGUUCUACGAUGGUAAUGGCACGCCUAACUCCUAUAUAUCCCUGACGCCACCAAACGGUAGGGCACAUUCUGGAACAUCGCGUCAAAAACAGGUAGAACUAGCAAGAGCUAUGACCAUCGCCAAUACACCUAGAGUAUACGGGAUCGGUGGUAGCCGUAGCUUUGUGCACAUAAAGUGCCUACACACCAAUCUCGCAUUCGCGCUUGUCGAGGGAGCUACCAUAGGAAAUAUGGUAUUCAAAUCUAUAGCACGAUACACAUAA